Messenger RNA from Stegostoma tigrinum, 3849 nucleotides. RefSeq names its product guanine nucleotide-binding protein G(i) subunit alpha-3. Gene Ontology annotation, biological process: adenylate cyclase-modulating G protein-coupled receptor signaling pathway. The record is from RefSeq and is a predicted model, not a curated record. NCBI's taxonomy places the organism in Eukaryota, Metazoa, Chordata, Chondrichthyes, Orectolobiformes, Stegostomatidae. The transcript has 9 exons. Gene Ontology annotation, molecular function: GTPase activity; G protein-coupled receptor binding; G-protein beta/gamma-subunit complex binding. The coding region runs from base 389 to 1453 and encodes 354 amino acids. Gene Ontology annotation, cellular component: heterotrimeric G-protein complex.
GGUUUCCGUUUUCUCAGUCUAACCGUCGCGGCUCGCUCUGGCCGCCCUCGAGCGAUCGCGGGUUUUGAAUUGUUAACGGUCCCUGCGGUUAAAACUUUACUUCUUUUAAGUGAUCUUCUCCUCUCUCGAAGCGUUUGUACGCGUAUUUUUUUUUCGAUUGUGCGAACGAAUUACCGAUGUAAAAGAAGAAAAGAAAUACAUAAAUUCCUUCUGUUUCGUUGCACCGCCUGAGAAGGGAGUUCGUGUUUUUUUUUCUUUUCGCGGCCCCCAACCCUUCCCCCACCCCCCAAUCUCUUUUCCCCGGUGUGAGGGGAUUUUCCUAAGGCCCCCUUCCUUAUUCACCCUUGCUUUCGGCCCCGGAGUCCGGGUCCCCUGUCCGGCUGCCGGGAUGGGCUGCACCAUGAGCGCAGAGGACAAGGCGGCGAUGGCCAGGAGCAAAAUGAUCGACCGCAACCUGAAGGAAGACGGCGAGAAGUCGUCCAGGGAGGUCAAACUUCUGCUGCUGGGUGCCGGAGAAUCUGGGAAAAGUACCAUUGUAAAACAAAUGAAAAUCAUUCAUGAGGAUGGGUACUCUGAGGAGGAGUGCAAACAAUAUAAAGCAGUGGUUUAUAGCAAUACAAUUCAGUCCAUCAUUGCUAUAAUCAGGGCCAUGGGGCGUUUGAAGGUUGAUUUUGGAGACCCAACAAGAGCAGAUGAUGCCCGACAGUUGUUUGUCUUAGCGGGAACCACAGAGGAAGGGAUCAUGACAGCAGAACUUGCAGGAGUUAUCAAACGAUUGUGGCAAGAUGGUGGUGUUCAGGCUUGUUUUGGUAGAUCCAGAGAAUAUCAGCUGAAUGACUCUGCGUCAUAUUAUUUGAAUGAUUUGGAUAGAAUUUCCUUACAAGGCUACAUUCCAACUCAACAAGAUGUUUUGAGAACCAGAGUGAAAACUACAGGCAUAGUGGAGACGCACUUCACCUUCAAAGAUUUGUAUUUUAAGAUGUUUGAUGUUGGAGGUCAGAGAUCAGAACGGAAGAAGUGGAUACAUUGCUUUGAAGGCGUAACUGCAAUAAUAUUCUGUGUGGCUUUGAGUGAUUACGAUCUUGUGCUUGCUGAAGAUGAGGAAAUGAACCGAAUGCAUGAAAGUAUGAAACUUUUUGAUAGCAUUUGCAACAACAAGUGGUUUACAGACACAUCGAUUAUUCUGUUCCUGAAUAAAAAAGAUCUGUUUGAAGAGAAGAUUAAGAGAAGUCCUCUGACAAUUUGUUACCCAGAAUAUACAGGAUCCAACACGUACGAGGAAGCUGCAGCAUAUAUUCAGUGUCACUUUGAAGAUCUGAAUAGACGAAAAGAAACCAAAGAAAUCUACACUCAUUUCACGUGUGCCACAGAUACCAAGAAUGUGCAAUUUGUGUUUGAUGCAGUGACAGAUGUCAUCAUCAAAAAUAAUUUGAAGGAAUGUGGAUUAUACUAGGACUUGUUAUUGAGAGCACACUCAGGUUUUUUUUGUUAAUAAAAGAGCCUGCAAGUGGACCAUUUUAUUCCCUGGUUAUGCUGCCUGGCAGAGGUCAAAAGCGAAAUGACUGACGUCACGAGGGAGGCUGCAUGCAAGAUAUUCGAUACUAAAUACGUAUUACGAACACUUUUUAAAAAUUGUGUUUUAGUCUGAAAUGAGUAACGUACAUAAUGUACUUUUAACUGAUUCAGCAGUGUUGGGGGAAGAAAAAUUUUGCUUUUUCAUUUCCAGUUCUCUCUGUCUUUGGUUUGUUGAUACGCAAUUGUAUUGAAUGAUCGAUAGGUGACUUAAUCUAUGAUCGUUGUUAUUUUUUUGGAUGGUAUUUCAUUAAGUGUUUUUGAUCCCUAUUUCUUGCAAAAUAUAGCUAAAUUUUAUAGCGAGAGUUGUUGAAACUUGUUUUGUUAUAACUGAUCAUCACUGCUUUCACUCAUUCUAAUUGAUGUUUGGACCAAUAUGAAAUUCAAGCAUUGUAUUAAGUUGUAUUUCUUUUUAACAUAUAAGAAAUUAUGUUCUAUGACAUUGAUUGUAGAACUGAUUGGCCCAACAAAGAGAAACUAAAUACUUUUGUAGUCCAAAAACCAUUGCAAGUUAUUUCAAGUGUAUUUAUCCAGUUAAAAAGCAAUAUUAAGAUCCACAGACAAUAGUAACUCGUGAACUGAUGAUUUAGCAACUUAGUAUUAUCCUCUAGCUUUAUGUAAAACAAUGCACUGCCAUUGAAAUUUCAAGUGCCAUCUAUUGUUCAAAGUUUGCCAAAUAAUAAAACAAUGCAUGGCUUUAAAUCUAGCCAGUUAAAAUCAAGCCAAAUUACCUGUUAUGUUUUACUUACUUUAAUUUCAGAUUUGAAACCUUGAUUUUUUUUUCUUAACUGCAAUGAUUUUGAUCUGGAACUCCAUUAAACUGAGUUCAUGCUUCCUGUUCAUUUCAGAAUAUGAAUAAAAUUACCGUGACCGAAAAAGAAUUUAGAAUAUCAGUUAUGAUCUUGUGAAGUAGAAUUGUACUUCUGUCACUAGAUUAUUUUUGUAAUAUAGCACUGCCAUGUAGACCCCAAGAAAAAAAACAUUAAAAAUCUAACUUCAUGUUUUAAGAGGUGAUAGAUAUUUAGGAACUUCCUUUUAUCCUCUGUAAAAAGGCUAUGUACCUCAAGCAGACAAAGAGUCUUUGCCAUAUUUGUUCAUAACAUUUACCAUGGUUGGUUCACUUGCCAUAGUAUUGUUAAAUAUUGCCAUGUUUAUAACAAGGAACCCCUGUGAACUCUGCAGGUUCUACCUUUCCCAUGCAUCUGCACACUAAAGUAGUAGUAGUCACAUCAGUUAUGUCGAAGAUUACAACUCACUGUUUUAAAGAUAGCUCUGAAAGUUCAUCAAGCAAGUACAUCUUCCAUUCCAAUCCAUUUUUAUGAUCAUUAGUUUAUUUGUAUUUAUUGUCAAGAAUUGGUAUGUUUGUUAACAGAUUAUUUUCUACAUGAAUUUGCCAAUGUUAUUGCCCUUGGGCCUCAAACCCAUGUUAUGCAGACAGUUUUAGAGAGGAAAUGAUGGUUGUGAAUGAUGGGAUAAGUGAUUUUGAAUGGGCAUUUUUAAGUGACUGAAUCAAAAUGAAGUCAAAACCUUGCUGUUAGUGAAGCUUGGUUUCAAAUCCCAUAGUAAUUACAUUUCUAAAUAGUCAUUGUAUAUUGUUGUUAUAGUAAAUAUAUACUUAUAGAAAUACAUGUUUUCUGUAUUUUUGUUGCAUUUGUUGCCUCUGCUGAAUGAACAGUUUUGUUUGUAUUUCUAUUACUCCUAUAUUUGAGGCUGGGCCAGAAUUCCUUCUGUGAUCUGUCACUGCUGGAAUAAGUGCCAUAUGUUGAAUUUCCUGUACAUAACUUGUGAUAUCGUAAUCAUUAACGUUUACAAGGGACUUUGAUACAUAUUUGGCAACAGAAUUUUAAGGGAAUGGGAAGUUUGGACCAAAAUAGACUGGCUGCUUCUGAUGAGUUUUUGUGAUCUGUGUGUUUGAACAGCAAUCCUUUUCACAAGAUUUGAUGUGAGCAAGGCUCGUAGAACACGAAUAUGGGAGAGUGGGAGGAGAUAAGAUAUUUUUAAAAAGUAAAGUUGCCAAUUGAUGAGUUACAUGUAGUACAAGCUAAGCAAGAACUUUGUGACCUUCAUUAUCCUCACUUAUCCAUAACUGAAGAUUUUAUCUUGAUCUGAGACACCUUUGGGGAAAAGCUACUCUAUGUAUUUUGAUCAUCAUGGUUAAAUGUAGAAUAAAACAAUUCAGUGGGAAAAGUAACCAAUGCAUUCUCUAAGACAGUUUUAAUUUCUGUAGAUAUUGUUGUGCAUUUUAAGAAUAAAGGAAGUUGCCCAUUGUACUUUUAA